Messenger RNA from Thamnophis sirtalis, 936 nucleotides. Its product is annotated as olfactory receptor 4E1-like. Gene Ontology annotation, biological process: G protein-coupled receptor signaling pathway. NCBI's taxonomy places the organism in Eukaryota, Metazoa, Chordata, Lepidosauria, Squamata, Natricidae. The record is from RefSeq and is a predicted model, not a curated record. Gene Ontology annotation, cellular component: membrane. Gene Ontology annotation, molecular function: G protein-coupled receptor activity; olfactory receptor activity.
AUGCCAGCAGAGAACACUACAGAAGUAACAGCAUUCAUCUUAUCUGGACUCACCGCCAACCAUAACACCGAACUGGUGCUUUUCGUCCUUUUCAUUGCCAUUUACACUUUGAUCCUGGUUGGCAAUAUUCUCAUCGUCAUCACCAUCAUCUUUGACAACCAGCUGCACAGCCCCAUGUACUUCUUCCUCAGCAAUCUCUCCUUCAUCGAUGUCUGCCACUCCUCGGUGGUCAUGCCCAAAAUGCUAGCGGACUUCCUGACCGAGUCCAAAACCAUCUCCUUCGGAGAAUGCAUCGCGCAGAUGUUCUUCCUCCACCUCUUUGCCUGCACGGAGAUCUUCCUUCUCACCAUCAUGGCCUACGAUCGCUACGCCGCCAUAUGUCAUCCUCUGCACUACACAAGCAUCAUGAGCCGCCGGGUCUGCCUCAGCUUGGCGGUGGCCAUGUGGCUAGGAGGCCUCGUCCAUUCCAUUGCUUUGACGGCCUUGACCCUCAGCGUGCCCUACUGUGGCCCCAACUCUAUCGACAACUUCUUUUGCGAUGUCCCCCUGGUCAUCAAACUCGCGUGCGCCGACACCUACGUUUUCGAGGUCCUCAUCGUCUCCAAUUCAGGACUGAUUUCCGUGGUUUGCUUUAUCGUCUUGGUCAUCUCCUACGUGGUCAUCCUAGUCUCCUUGAGGAACCGCUUCUCCGAAGGGCGGCGCAAGGCUCUGUCAACUUGCGCUGCUCACCUGACUGUUGUGACCUUCUUCUUGGGCCACUGUAUCUUCAUCUACCUCAAGAGUUUGGCCGCAGAUAAGGUUGUCUCCAUCUUCUUCACAGCUGUGACGCCCCUGCUCAACCCAGUCAUCUACACGUUGCGUAACGAGGACAUGUUAAACGCCUUGAAUAAACUUCGUGGACGGCAAGUCCACGCAGGAUCCAAAGGAAUUCAUUAA